UUUAAUCGGCGUUGAGGUCCCGCAGGGUUUAGACAGGUGACGGAGUGCUUUCCGGAGAGAAAUUGUUAGUAUUGUUCGGACGAACUGUAGGUUACGAUCGAAAUGAUCAACAGUGCAAUGAAAGUGGUGCUACUGUUUGUGAUAUGUGUUUUUGGGGCUGAAUCAAGUGGAUCUACUCAACCGAACAUCAUAAUUAUAGUGACCGAUGAUCUAGGAUGGAACGAUGUCAGCUUCCAUGGGUCACUCCAGAUACCCACGCCAAACAUCGAUGCACUGGCGUACAAUGGUAUCAUACUUAAUCGUCAUUACACACCGCCUCUCUGUACCCCAUCACGAGCCUCUCUCAUGACGGGGAAGCAUCCGAUCAACAUUGGAAUGCAGCAUCACGUUAUCGUGUCGGAUGAACCGUGGGGUUUGGGGCUGGACCAGAAGCUGAUGCCGGAAUAUUUUCGAGACGCUGGUUACAGCACUCAUCUGGUGGGGAAGUGGCAUUUGGGAUUCUACCGGAAAGCCUACACCCCCACGCGGAGGGGCUUCGACAGUCACUUUGGCUAUGUUGGGCCGUACAUCGACUAUUGGGAUCACAGUUUGCAGAUGCACAACACAUCCACACGGGGACUUGAUAUGCGCCAAAAUUUAGAGGUGAAUUAUAAGGUAAACGGAACAUACGCUACCGAUUUAUUCAACGCAGAAGCAACACGCUUAAUCAGGGAACACAACCGGAGCAAACCAUUGAUGCUAGUCUUGACUCAUCUUGCUCCACACACCGGCAACGAAGACGAUCCCAUGCAGGCACCAGCGGAGGAAAUCGAAAAGUUUUCCUACAUCAAAAAUCCUCAGCGGAGAGUACUGGCUGCCAUGAUUUCGAAAGUGGACGACGGCGUCGGACAGAUCGUACAAACGCUGAAGGAACGUGACAUGCUCGACCACAGUAUCAUCCUGUUUCUGGCCGACAAUGGAGCGCCCAGUCUCGGAACUCACUCCAACUCCGGUUCGAACUAUCCGCUACGUGGGCAAAAGUACAGUCCCUGGGAAGGAGCGGUCCGGACAGUGGCAGCGAUAUGGAGUCCACUGCUCAAGAGCAGUGGUCGUGUUUCGAACCAGUGGAUUCAUGUGAGCGAUUGGCUUCCAACGUUGGCCUUUGCUGCCGGCGUGAAAGGAAUACCAAUCGUCAGCGAGAUCGAUGGCCAAAACCAAUGGGGAGCGCUGCAGAACCCAGAAGUGGCUGGCAGAAGUAUUGUGAUGAAUAAUAUUGACCAGUUGCAUCACUACAGUAGCUACGCGAGAGACGGCUGGAAAUAUGUCAACGGAACGUCAUGGGAUGGAAUGUACGAUCAUUGGUUGGGUUCAUUGGAUAGAGAAGACGAACUGAGCGAAGAAGAGUACGUUAUAAAAUUGAUUGGAUCUACGGUCGCAACCAUUAUGCCGAUCGAUAUGGAAAAUGUCAGCAGACUUCGACGUGCAGCAACGGUAGAGUGCAACAGGCAUCCCGAAAAUGCCUGCAAUCCUAGACAAUCAGCUUGUUUGUUCAACCUGUUCAGCGAUCCAUGCGAACGGAACAACGUUGCCUCCAAACACGUUGAUAUUUUGGAAACACUACGAGAGGAAGUUCAGCGGUAUUCAUUGCGAGCCGUCAAACCGAGGAACAAACCGGGUGAUUCACGAUCAGAUCCAGCAUACUUCAAUAACACGUGGACCUGGUGGGAGGAUGAACUGGAUCGAAUAGACGAUAUCAGGUUCUUGAUUGCGAUCGGUAUAAUUUCCGUAACAGCCGUUACGUUACUGCUGGUUGUGAUGAAACGUAUUGUAUGCCCGACUGACAAUGAAUAUAUUUAUAAGUGA
This is a messenger RNA of Toxorhynchites rutilus septentrionalis, 1842 nucleotides long. RefSeq names its product arylsulfatase B-like. The record is from RefSeq and is a predicted model, not a curated record. Lineage: Eukaryota; Metazoa; Arthropoda; Insecta; Diptera; Culicidae. Bases 103 to 1842 code for a protein of 579 amino acids. The transcript has 5 exons.